Molecule: messenger RNA, 1707 nt
Organism: Meleagris gallopavo (turkey)
Lineage: Eukaryota; Metazoa; Chordata; Aves; Galliformes; Phasianidae
Source: RefSeq, a predicted model, not a curated record
AUGUAUGGGGAGAUGAGCCAAAUGGCAUCAGAUGCAGUCCCCUGUGCUAAGAUGAACAGGUUCAUGUGGUGGUGGUACUUGCUGGGCACACAGAAAAAGGGAUCUCACACCUCUUUGUUUUCCAGCCGUCAGCCUGAGCCACCAAAGAAGGAGAAGGAGGCUUCGGCCAUCGCCAGCGCUCAGUCGAAGAGGGCAGAUGAAUGGAAGGACCCCUGGCGCCGAUCCAAGUCCCCCAAAAAGAAAUUGGGGCUGUCUGUCUCUCCCAGCCGUGCCCGUAGGCGCCGGAAAACCUCUGCUUCUUCAGCUUCUGCUUCUGGUUCUUCAAGGUCCUCUUCUCGGUCGUCCACCUACUCUGGUUCAGGCUCCUCACGAUCUCGUUCCAGAUCGUCCUCUUACAGCUCUUACUCUAGCCGCUCUUCAAGACACAGCUCUUUCUCAGGCAGCAGGUCCAGGUCACGGUCCUUCUCAUCAUCACCCUCUCCUUCCCCAACACCAUCUCCACACAAGCCACUCAUGAAGGCUAAAGGGGACUUGUUACCACCUGCUGGUAAAGGUGAAAAAUCAGUGAAGAAACUAGCUGCCCUUCCAGUCCCUCAGCCGCUCGCUAAAAUUACAGCAGCUGCACCAGAGCCAGCCAAACCAGGGGAUAAUAGGGAGGCAAGAAGGAAGGAACGUCAGACCAGAACUCCACCCAGGAGGCGGACCAUCAGCGGCAGCAUCAGCGGCAGCGCCAGCAGCUACAGCGGCUCCAGCUCCCGCUCCAGGUCUCUGUCUCGGUCCCUCUCCAGAUCUCAUUCCAGAUCGUCGUCUGCCUCAGCCUCCCACUCCCCAUCUGGAUCCAGGAAAUCCAGGUCCCUGAGUGUGAGCAGCGUUUCUUCUGUCUCCAGUGCCUCCUCCAGCAGCAGCUCUGUGCGCAGCGCCGACUCAGAAGACAUGUAUGCAGACCUGGCCAGCCCUGUCUCCUCAGCCAGCUCUCGAUCCCCAACCCCUGCACAGCAGAAGAAAGGUAGAGGAAAAUCAAAAAAAGAAGAUAGUGCUAAAGAGGAAAAACGGAAACGGGACGUGCCUGCUCAGCUGAAAUCAGCCAAGCCCACCCAGGGGGGCAAAUCCCAGCAGCUCCUCCAGGCCCAGCAGCCUACGGCCCCCCAGGCCCAGCAAGGGGGCUUCAGUGCUCACAAAGAGAUCAAACUGACGCUCUUGAAUAAGGCAGCUGACAAAGGAAGCAGGAAGAGAUACGAGCCAGCAGACAAAGACAGGCCGACCUCUCCUCCUGCCAAACGGGCGAACCUGUCACCCGACAGAGGCUCUCGCGACAGGAAGGCGACUGGGAGAGCUUCAUCACCCAAACAGGAGCGACAGAGGGGCCAGAACCCAAAACCAUCUCCUGCACAGGCAGACAGGAAGCGCCAGCUCUCGCCGCAGUCCAAGAGCUCCAGCAAAGUAACGAGCAUCCCAGGCAAAGCAACAGAGCCUGGCCCUGCAGGUGCCAAGGGGGGCAAAUCCAGCACGCUGUCCCGGCGUGAGGAGCUCCUCAAACAGCUCAAAGCAGUGGAAGAUGCCAUCGCUCGCAAGCGAGCCAAAAUCCCUGGGAAAGUAUAGUGCUGCCCUGGAGUGACUGUUCACAUUUUUAUAAAUAGCAUCAAAGCGGCCACUUUGGGAUUUUGCAGUUCUGUCUUUAUUUUGGCUGCGGUUCUUUUAAAAAAAAAA